This is a messenger RNA of Tyto alba (common barn owl), 4770 nucleotides long. RefSeq names its product cochlin (gene COCH). Lineage: Eukaryota; Metazoa; Chordata; Aves; Strigiformes; Tytonidae. The record is from RefSeq and is a predicted model, not a curated record. The transcript is spliced from 11 exons. The coding region runs from base 180 to 1820 and encodes 546 amino acids.
GCGGGCGCGGCGCUGCCGCCGGCUGUGCAGCUCCGCGGAGGCGCAGGGGCAGCGCGGAGGGGACGGCGGCCGGCGGCGGGGUUGGAGCGGGACGGGACGGCGCCGCCGCGUUGUGCCGCGCAGCUCUCCUCCUCGCCGCCUCUCUCGGCUCCCGCGGGGUGCGGGCGCGCCCCGGCGCGAUGUGGCUCGGCCCCCUGCUCCUCGGCGCCUUCCUGCUCUGCGGCCCCGUGCGCGGCAGCGACGGCUCGGCUUCCACUGCCGUUACGUGCUUUACAAGAGGACUUGACCUUACCAAGGAGACUGAAGAUGUCCUUUGCCCAGCAAACUGUCCUCUGUGGCAAUUUUAUGUCUUUGGGGAUGGAAUUUAUGCCUCUCUUUCCAGUAUCUGUGGAGCUGCCAUACACAGCGGGGUGAUCACCAAUGCAGGAGGAGCUGUAAGGGUACAGACUCUCCCAGGACAGGAAAGCUACCCUGCUGUAAAUGCCAAUGGGAUCCAGUCUCAGGUGCUCACUAGAUGGGCUUCGUCUUUCUCAGUGACUCGUACCCAAAUUACAGCACUUGAAGCAGUUGGACGAUCGGUAUCAACGGCACGUCCUUCUACAGGUAAAAGAUCUAAGAAGCCACUCGAUAAAAAGGCUGGAAACAAAGACUGUAAAGCUGAUAUUGCAUUUCUCAUUGAUGGAAGUUACAACAUUGGCCAACGUAGAUUUAAUUUGCAGAAAAAUUUUGUUGGAAAAGUAGCUGUGAUGUUGGGAAUUGGAACAGAAGGGCCUCAUGUUGGAGUCGUACAGGCCAGUGACUAUCCAAAAAUUGAAUUCUAUCUGAAAAAUUUCACUGCUGCAAAAGAAGUUUUGUUUGCCAUAAAGGAAUUAGGGUUCAGAGGAGGCAAUUCUAAUACAGGGAAAGCUUUGAAGCACACAGCUCAGAAAUUUUUCUCUUUGGAAAAUGGCGCACGCAAAGGAAUUCCCAAGAUCAUUGUAGUGUUCCUAGAUGGCUGGCCCUCAGAUGAUAUAGAAGAAGCUGGCAUAGUGGCCAGAGAAUUUGGAGUCAACGUAUUCAUUGUAUCUGUAGCAAAACCCACAGCAGAGGAGCUGGGAAUGGUACAAGACAUUGGUUUUGUUGACAAAGCUGUCUGCCGAACCAAUGGCUUCUUCUCUUACCAAAUGCCCACCUGGUUCGGAACUACCAAAUAUGUAAAACCUCUUGUCCAAAAAUUGUGUUCGCAUGAGCAGAUGUUGUGUAGCAAGACAUGCUACAACUCCGUCAACAUCGGUUUCUUGAUAGACGGUUCCAGCAGCGUCGGAGAGAGCAACUUCCGCCUCGUGCUUGAAUUCAUCAGCAACGUUGCAAAGGCUUUUGAGAUCUCGGACAUUGGGUCCAAGAUCGCAGCCGUGCAGUUCACAUACGAUCAGCGUACCGAGUUCAGCUUCACUGACUACACCACAAAAGAAAAGGUCCUCUCGGCCAUCCGGAACAUUCGCUACAUGAGUGGUGGCACUGCUACUGGUGAUGCCAUUUCUUUCACAACUAGGAAUGUGUUUGGGCCCAUGAAAGACGGAGCCAACAAAAAUUUCCUCGUUGUUUUGACUGAUGGUCAGUCUUACGAUGAUGUUAGAGGACCUGCUGCUGCUGCACAAAAAGCAGGAAUAACUGUCUUCUCUGUCGGUGUUGCCUGGGCACCUCUGGAUGAUCUGAAAGACAUAGCUUCUGAACCAAGAGAAUCCCAUACUUUCUUCACGAGAGAGUUCACAGGAUUGGAGGAGAUGGUUCCUGACCUUAUUAGAGGCAUCUGUAAAGAUUUUUUGGAGUCUAGACAAUAAAGAAAAAAUUGCUGUUGGAUAUUACUACUUUGAAACUAAGGUCCCUCUAAAGUAUAGAUGUUUUAUUCUUACAUGUACUAUCACAAUGCAAAGGAAGUAGAAGGGCUACUUCUUGUUUCUGUAGUCAGUCAAGGAUUCUUGUGAGCUUGUUAGAAGUUGUACUGAAUGCAGAAAUUGGCCAACAGCUAUUAUUUUCAAUGCAUAUAUAGUAUCCCCAAAUUUAAAGCUAUGCAUAUCGUGCACUUAAGGCUAUAUCAGCAGAUGAAACAAUACAGCUCUGACAUUUUUGCUGUCACUUGCUAGAUGUCUUCUUACAAGUUAAAAAUAAUAUAAUUUUAAACACACGGUACCAGCUUCUAUAAGCCUUCUGUAGCUUAUGAUUCUGUAUCUUUUCAAGAGUUCUGCUGAUAGUGUGAAGUACUUUCAGUGCUUCAGUUGUGCAACAUCCAUUAUUGCCAGGCAGUUUAAGAAAAGAUAUGACAGAUUGUAGCUAAAAAGUCUAUUUUUACUAGUUUAGAUUUUGCUAUUGUGAAUGAUACUGCCAUGUGGUUGGCAGAGUUUACAUCAAAAGACAUUUAACUUCUACCCACAGAUUUUUGUGGAUCUAUGGUCUUUCGGUUCUUUUGGCACAGAUUUUGAAAGGUAUUUAAGGCACAGUAGUUCUUUUUGAGGAUCUGGAUCGUAACACAUUAGCUGAUACUACUGCUUCCUACACCACUGAAGUCAACAGUGAUAUUCUUAAUCUAUCCGAUAACCGUAUUUUUUCCUGUCUGUGGCCUUGUACUGUCUUGAUUUUAUGAAGCUGUUAUUGGCUAGACAGUUAGAGACAGGAAUCUUGGGCAAAUAGUUUAAAUUAGACCACACACUGGGAACUGAAAGCAUUCAAAUUGAGAUCCAAAGGUAUCUCAAACCUUGAAACCUAACUGAUUUAUAUCAGAUUACAUGGUUAGAAGAGUGUAGGCAGACACAUAAGUGGGACUCAGUAGCUCACAGAAUAACAACUUUCUAAUGCUAGUAAAAACAUCUUUAAAGAUGUGUGAGGUUCUCUGAAGAUGAAAGAGUACUUUUCUUGAAAAAAGGCUUUAAUUUGAUUAUAUACCUAGUAAUGUGUUGAUAUAUUUAUAACUACAUAUGUGUGGUUAAAAUGAUACAAUAUUCACUGAAUUAUUCCAGUUUCCUGGUGUGAAUAACAUACUUCAGGUAUUUAGAAAGAAAGGUUUUUGGAAGUAGAAAACAAAACAGCACUUUCCCUAUCAAUCUAGGGUUUUCCUUUUUUCCUCCCCCCCUGCUAUUGAUUGUAAAAUCCAUAGUAGUUAUGGAGUGGCACAGAAGGGAUUGUAUUAAUCAGGCUUUUGUUGUGCAUUUUUUAAUAACUUAUGACUGGCUAUAUAUUACACUAAACAUGAAUGGCAAAGAUGCCUUGUAUUUUUCUAUUAAUUGUUAUCCUUAAUUUUGUUACGUGUUUAUAGAUAAGAGUAUUCAGCUAUUGCUGUAUAAAUUCAUAUGCAAUAUCAACUUUGCGCAAAAGUUUAAUUCAUUUAGUUUAUAAAAUUUUUAUAGAAAUAUAGAUUGCAAGAAAAGUGGGACUGCUGCUGUUUUAAUAUCACGUAAUAUAAAAGUCUUUUUGUGAUGAACUUCAUGCAGCAUAGCUUGAGUAAGUUGCACGUGAUGCUUCCUAAAUAUAUUAUCUUAAAUCCCAACUUGCAAAAGAAAAAAUCCUAAAUCAUCCUCAAAUAGCAAGGAUACUAUUCAUACAAAUAUUUUAAUUUGAAUCAGUUAAAAUUUUACUCAUUUUUAAUAUAAGGUAUGAUGCUAAUCAAACCUUCUGAACAUAAAUCGCAUGUUGGCUAGUAGAAUCACAUUUUUCCCUCCCGCUUUAUUUUUACUAUUGCAAAGAAGGAGGAGACAGCUUUACUCACAUCAUUCAUUCACCAAGGAAAAAGCAGGUCUGGAUCUCCAGUACACCGAAACCUGCAAAGCUAAGUGUGCAAAUAUUUCCAUUUCACAGGACCGGUGAUGCCACAUUACUUGCACCCUUCAUACAGCCCGGUUACACUGAGGUAGGAAAUGGGUAUGGAAAGUACUUUUUAAAAUAUACAAAGUUUGUGUCAGCAAGCACAGGUUUGACCUGGAAAAAACAACGGUGGGAUAUGGAUAACAGGAUUGAGAUCUUGUGAAAUACAGAGCCAGGGUGGAAAAAAUGUGAACUGUGCUGUAAGUAGAAGGUAAGUUUGGAAGAGCAGCACGGUAGAGGGUAGCAGACAUGAUGUGAAGCUCUGUUCUGGGUAAGAAGUAGGUAAAGCCACAGUAAGAGGGUUCAGUUUUAUGCUGCUGGACCAGGCCAUACAACAAAUGUGAACAGAGUUGCAGCUACCAUCACUUGUGCAAACUCCAAUUGGGAACAUUGCUGCAGGUAUUAGGACUGUCAAUCAAGAAUAUGGCCUGCAGGGGGUCAAUUCUGUUCUCUCAUGAGACUGAUGAAAACGUGUUUGAUGAAAACCUUAAAAGGUCCCCUCCAACCCAAACUAUUCUGUGUGAAGGUCAGUAAACUGCAGAGAAGUCUUCAUACUGCCAGAUCCGUGACCGGGUAGCAAAAGUCUUUUAUAUUACAUUUUCGAGUAGAAUGAAAGAAGAACAAAUCUCAGAAGUUGACCUUCAUUACCAUUUGUGAAACUUAAUAUUGAACCAGCAAGGGAAAAGAAAGCUCCAAAAGUAAGACCAUACUAAUAUUAUGAAAAAUGAAUCACUUCUGAAGUAUUUAUUUUGCCUUUCAAAAUCAAUGCCGAUAAAGAAGAGCUGUGUAGUAAUCAGCUGAAAUACAUUUGCAUCAAAAGCCAAUAACUACUUCUCUACAACUUUAGUAAUUUUGAAGUAGGAAGAGAGGAGGAAGGACAGAGGGUUUUUUGGCACAUAUGAAAUAGUAUAGUUUCAUUACAACAGUAGUUUCUCU